GGAAGCCAGAAAGCGAAACAGCUGUCUGAGGAGACUCAGUGCAGUGCAGCCAGAGCUGGAACCGCACACCCUGAUAUCCACGCGCAAUCUUAGGCCACUGAUAGCUGAUGGAGGAGCUGCUGGAUGAGUUACUGGUUGGAGAGCUGGAUGGAUAGAGGAGUAAGAGACAGAGGAAGAAUCUCCAGAUACAUGACAAAUAAGAAGCAGGAUUCCCUUAACGCAUAUUAGAAGACAUUGUGGAAAGGGACAAUCAAGCAAGCGAAAGGCGUAAUUUCUCCGUACACCUCUGGAGGAUUUACACAAACUAUUUUCAUUGUCUGAAUAGGAGAAACCUUCUGCAGCUAAUUUGUAUCUAGGCUAAUGCAGGAUGAGUCUCACUGGAGAGAAACUGCAUCUGUGCUCUGAGUGUGACAAACACUUUAAAUAUAAAUCAAAACUAAUCUCACAUCAGAGGAGUCACACAGGGGAGAAGCCUUUUACAUGUUCUGAAUGUAGCAAGUGUUUUUCCCUUAAGCAAAAUCUUGUUAAACAUCAGAGGUGUCACACAGGAGAGAAACCAUUUACAUGUUCUGAAUGCAGCAAAUGUUAUUACCGUAAUUCACAUCUUGUAAUACAUCAGAUGAGUCACUCAGGAGAAAAACCAUUUAAAUGCUCUGAAUGUAGCAAGUGUUUUACAAAGAAGCAAGAACUUGUUAGACAUCAGAGGAGUCACACCGGAGAGAGACCAUUUACAUGCUCUGAAUGUAACAAGUGUUUUUUUUCCAAGAGAGAACUUGUUAUACAUCAGAGGAUUCACACAGGAGAGAAACUAUUUCAAUGUUCUGAAUGCAGCAAAUGUUUUUCCCAGAAUUCACAUCUUGUUAUACAUCAGAGGACUCACAAAGGAGAGAAACCAUUUAAAUGUUCUGAAUGCAGCAAGUGUUUUACAAAGAAGCAACGACUUGUUAUACAUCACAGAAUUCACACAGGAGAGAAACCUUUUAAAUGCGUUGAAUGUAUCAAGUGUUUUGCCGAGAAGCAAGAUCUUGUUAUACAUCAGAGGAGUCACACAGGAGAGCGACCAUUUAAAUGCUCUGACUGUAGCAAGUGUUUUACCCAAAAGUCACAUCUUGUUACUCAUCAGAGGAGUCACACAGGAGAGAAGCCAUUUAAAUGCUCUGAAUGCUGCAAGUGUUUUACCCAAAAGUCACAUCUUGUAAAACAUCAGAGGAGUCACACAGUAGAGUAACCAUAUAAUCAAUUUUGUUAAAGACUGGAGAAGAGAAACAUUCAAUGUCCAUAAAUAUUUUCACAAAAAAGAUUACAUUUGAAAUGAUCACUUCACUGAAGCUUUAACAAGGUAAAUAUAGUCCAAUGAUAGAACACAGCUAUGAUUGCAUAUAUUAAUCAGCUCAGGUGAGCGCAAAGUAAAGAGAGAAUAUAUAUUGUCUCUAGCCACAGGAAUAGAGUAAAUGUAAUAAACAAUGCAGGCCACAUGUGUGUGAAAUCUUAUUGAUGCAUGUAUAUACUGUAAUGUAGAAACUCAAUAAAAAUUUGUGAAAUAUAAAAGGCAUAAAGAACUUCUAGAAAAUCUCAUUCAAGGAGAUGAGAUACCCAAAUGUAGAUUGUCCAUGUCUCUUGAAACACAAAGUAAAUUGGGUUUCUUGGUAGCAAAUUGGGUUUCUUCUUUGGUAUUCUUGUUUUCUGCAAUUGUCACAUUUACCAUGUAUUCUUUAAUACUCUCUACCUUUUUGUGAACUCCCAUUGUAUCCCAGGAACACAUGACACCUUGCACUGGUUACACCAUCAGGGGGUCAGGCUUUAGGUAGCUGCAGCAGUAGAUCCACGUGCUUUCAACAUGCUUUUUAUAAGCAACCCGAUCUGUACUCUCACCUCCCUAUUCACAUGUCUGAUCAUUCAGACACAAACAGAUGUGUCCACAUACACCUUACUGACUAUUCUGCCAUGGCCUGCCAAUAAUGGCACAAGAUAUUCUACUCUGUCAUGUCUAGCCAUAUGUAAAGGGGCUGAAAUACAGUGCAGGUAGCAUUUUCAGAACACUACAGUAUACUGCAGCUGUGUAAAAUGGUCAGUGUCAGUUUAUUUGACCAUUUAGAAAUCAAAAGACAGUGACUUAUCACCUUCAGGUAUUGUGGUGAAUUGGUAAAGUCACUGCAUAUCAUAGUAGCUGCUUGGGGUCCAAAUCCAAUUGUCUGUGUAU
Pseudophryne corroboree (corroboree frog) is the source of this 2200-nucleotide messenger RNA. Its product is annotated as gastrula zinc finger protein XlCGF17.1-like. The transcript is spliced from 3 exons. The record is from RefSeq and is a predicted model, not a curated record. Gene Ontology annotation, cellular component: nucleus. The coding region runs from base 368 to 1228 and encodes 286 amino acids. Gene Ontology annotation, biological process: regulation of gene expression. Lineage: Eukaryota; Metazoa; Chordata; Amphibia; Anura; Myobatrachidae.